Staurois parvus is the source of this 813-nucleotide messenger RNA. NCBI's taxonomy places the organism in Eukaryota, Metazoa, Chordata, Amphibia, Anura, Ranidae. The record is from the annotation of a GenBank genome assembly.
CAGUAUUUUAGUCGCCACCCGCUGCGAGGCUACCUCCCUGUGCAGUCGAUGCUCGAGGCUGAAGUUAUUGACACCGACACGUCCUUGUCCUCCCCGAUGCUUCCACACGCUGAUACACAUUCAAGGAUAGAACACUUUGCCAGCAGGCUUGCCGAAAUGGAAAAUCAGAGCGGGUCCUUCUUUACCGAUAGUCUUUCCCCUGAUGACAGCAUCGAUGAAGAUCAGUAUAUACUACGCCAUUCCAGUCCGAUCACAGACCGAGACCCAUGCGGUACUUCACAGUGUACAGGAACAAUGGAUCCGAAGGAAGAAGAGGGUGAGCUGGAAAAGGUCAUCGCACAACUGGAGCAUGAAAACAGAAUUCUACAGGGAGAGCUGAAAAGACUCAAAUGGCGACAUGCGGAGGCUGGAGAGCAAGCCCUCCUCGGCGAGGUGUCGCCGGAUUCGGGAGGCAGCGGCAGUGGCGAUGUACAGAGCGAGGAAUUGCUAAGCGAGGCGCGGAUUUUACGGCAUCACAAAAGCCGCCUUGAGACUCGUAUGCAGAUAUUGGAGGACCACAACAAGCAACUGGAGUCCCAGCUGCAUCGUCUCAGGGAAUUGCUUCUACAGCCUAGCGUGGAUGAAGGCAAGCCUCUGUCAUCAGCCCCGUCUCCGGAUUCCGAGAGCAAGUCGUAUCAGAACAACGGGACGCCCGAGACCGAGGCUGCAGAUGACAUGGACAGUCGAACAAAAGACAUCGGGCUAUGCUUUGAAGACAUAAUGGAAAAGCUAAGAAAUGUGCUUCCAAGUGCAAAAGAUGACGCUGCCGAAUGA